Molecule: messenger RNA, 663 nt
Organism: Papaver somniferum (opium poppy)
Lineage: Eukaryota; Viridiplantae; Streptophyta; Magnoliopsida; Ranunculales; Papaveraceae
Exons: 2
Coding region: 1-663 (220 amino acids)
Source: RefSeq, a predicted model, not a curated record
AUGGAAACUGUGGAUCAGCUUAUGGUUCCUAAUAGUAACACUUGGAAUAUUGAUAUGUUAAAUGUGUUAUUUGAUAGUAAUAUUGUUAAUGAGAUAUGUAAAAUAAGAAUUCCUUUAAAUGGUGCAGAUAGGUUAAUUUGGAAACCAGCUGACAAUGGUUUAUUCUCUGUUAAAACUGCUUACAGAGUUGUUGAUGAAGUAACUAAUGUUACUACCUCCUCUGAUCCUCCUCUAAAUUUUCCUUGGAAGCUGUUCUGGAAACUUGACCUGCCUCAAAUAAUUUUGCACUUUCUUUGGAAAUGUGUUCAUAAGUGUCUACCUGUUAGGGAUAGAAUAGCUAGAUACAUGCACAAUGUGGAUACCAUUUUUCCUCUUUGCCAUAGGGAAGUGGAAUCUAUAAAUCAUUUGUUCCUAGAUUGUCAUGUGACUAAGUUGAUCUGGGAUGCUACGGAGAUUCCUAAUCUUGAUACAACUAUAGGUCAAGAUAUGACAGAUUGGAUUACUAGCUGGCUUACUAUUAAUAAUGUUUUUGAUAAUAUACAGAUUCAGAUAAAUGCUACAGUUCAACAAAUCAAGAAGUCUAUUCUUGAGUGGAAUGAACACUUGGCUAAGGUAAAAGCUAAUAAGAUUCAAGUGCAGAGUGGAAGAAUAGCAGUACAAUGA